GUGACCGUCUGCGGCGCGCCUCGCUGCUCCUUCGCUGCUCCCUCGCUGUUUGUACACAGCGCGCGCUGCGAUUCGCAUCCACUUCGGUAUCCAAGUCGGUAUCCAAGUGGGUCUCCGGUUCGGCGGCGCGCGCACCCGCUCGCUCGCUGUACCACUGCAGCAAACGGAGCGGCGCAGGGAGGACUCUCUCCUCCUCUCACACCACCGCGUCCAGCCUCGCUGCGAACAUCUUCCUCCUCUCUCACACACGCACGCACACACACCAAAAAAGGACUUACAGAGGUCAAAUCGGGAGAUACUGGUCUUUUAAUACGACGCCCUUGCCAGGAAGUUCUUGUGGUCUGUUCCUCUCUUUCUUUUCAUGCUUUUCUCUAUUUGCGGAGCAGACGUCUUUUUCGAAAGCACAAAAAGGAUGGAGCCGUUGCUGGUGCUCGUCGCCCUCUGCAUAAGCGCCGCUGUCCCACAUCAAGGAAAAGGGGAAGAGUGUGAGCCAAAGCCAUGUGAGAACGGGGGCGCCUGCUUUAUGGCGCUGGCUGACGAGGCAUUUACAUCAUCUGAUGGCGAGGACCCUUCUGCAGCAGGUCCAUGCCAACCAAAUCCAUGCCACAAUGGAGGAAUAUGUGAAAUUAGUGAGGCGUACCGGGGCGACACCUUCAUAGGAUAUGUCUGUCAGUGUCCACCAGGCUUCAACGGAAUCCACUGCCAGCACAACAUUAAUGAAUGUGAAGGAGACCCAUGCAAAAACAGAGGAAUCUGCACAGAUUUAGUUGCCAACUACUCUUGUGAGUGCCCUGGUGAAUUCAUGGGGCGUAACUGCCAGUAUAAAUGCUCUGGUCCUCUCGGAAUGGAAGGGGGAAUUAUUUCCAACCAGCAGAUCACAGCGUCUUCCACACAUCGAGCCCUUUUCGGACUACAAAAGUGGUACCCAUACUUUGCCAGACUAAACAAGAAAGGCCUUGUGAAUGCCUGGACCGCUGCUGAAAAUGACAGAUGGCCAUGGAUUCAGAUAAACUUGCAAAGAAGAAUGAGGGUUACUGGACUGAUAACACAAGGUGCCAAGCGCAUAGGAAGCCCAGAAUAUGUGAAAUCCUACAAAGUGGCCUCCAGCAAUGACGGGAAGACCUGGAAAACAUAUAAAGUCAAGGGCACCGAUGAGGACAUGAUUUUCCGUGGAAACGUUGACAACAACACACCAUCAGCAAACUCCUUCAGCCCCCCGAUCGAGGCGCAAUAUGUGCGUAUUUACCCACAAGUGUGCAGGAGGCAUUGUACCCUCCGUAUGGAACUGCUGGGCUGUGAGCUUACGGGUUGUUCUGAGCCACUGGGAAUGAAGUCUGGUCAUAUCCAGGAUUAUCAGAUCACUGCAUCCAGCAUCUUUCGAACUUUGAACAUGGACAUGUUCACAUGGGAGCCGGGGAAAGCCAGGCUGGACAAGCAGGGCAAAGUUAAUGCAUGGACGUCAGGGCACAGUGACCAAUCGCAGUGGUUACAGGUUGACCUGCUGCACCAGACCAAAAUCACUGGAAUCAUCACCCAAGGAGCAAAAGACUUUGGUCAUGUGCAGUUUGUGGGGUCCUACAAAGUGGCCUUCAGUAAUGAUGGUGAAAGAUGGAGUAUAUAUCAAGAUGAAAAACAGAAGAAGGACAAGGUUUUCCAGGGAAAUUUUGACAAUGAUACACACAGAAAGAAUGUGAUAGAUCCACUGAUUCAUGCCAGGUUUGUACGAAUCCUCCCAUGGUCAUGGUAUGGCAGGAUCACCUUGCGAGUUGAACUUCUUGGAUGUACAGAAGAAGACUGAGCAUCAACACCCUUCUCCUGGAAUGCUGGAAUAUUGUAUUUCAGUCAAUAUUUCCGUAUGAACUUGUAAAAACUAUUUUUUUUUCCUUUUUCUUUUUUUCGUUUUCUUUUAUUUGUUUCUUUUUUUAUGAAGUUUUUGGUCGUGACAGACCGCAUAUUGUUUUGUACAUGCGACCUUGUCAAAUUGGUGUUUUGUCUUUCUUUCUUCCUGUUUUCACUGUUUACACUUUUUAUCUGUUUGGAAUAUAUUUCUGCAACAUGCUUGGGGAGGGCAGGAACAGUAACAUAUAUGGAUGAAGUUUGCCACGAAAGCUACAGUGUCACUUUUUAGUAAAUGCAUAAAAACUAUGUUCCGGUUACUCAGUUACUUCUUGGGUGCAGACACGGGGGUGGACAAAAUAUUGGAAACAUCAGAUAAAAAUGGUUCCAAAUUACUACAUUACAAAGGCAGCUGCACAGGUGAGUCAUGUUAAACUGAACAGCUGCUAUGAACAUUUGCCUGCUUUUAAUUUGGUCUCACAAUCAACAACACCCUUAUGCAGUAGUAAACGACAGUCGGUAAAAGUUGAAACUCACUAACAAAGAUAGAAGGACAAGAUAAUACAAAGCUUAACAGCCACAAAAAUACGUUGGUGUUUUGUCCCUCCUGCUGUUUACAGGAGGGACAAAAUUCAGGAAAUAAUUACAGGUUAACAUGCAAAAAUGCAAACUGUGGGGAAACGUUAAUAUUAUAAGUUAUCUUUAGGUCUGUGUCUGAAGAAAGCAAACAGUCCCCUCUUUACUCAUGGUCUUUUGACAACUUUUUAACACAAUAAUGUAUAUGUACUAAAAAGAUUUGUGUAAAUUAUUGGUAUCAUGAUUACUCUGCGAUGGACAGCAGGUAGGGUGUAGACCAUCUGAAUGUUGCUGGAUUCCACACCCUACUACAGCUGUAUUAACCUUGAGCAAGGUAUUUACCCUGAACUCUUACAGUAGAUCUCCUCCACCGUAUAAAUGUUUCCAGUAUUGUAACCAUCACUCUAUAAAAGCCUAAGCGAAUAACAAAUAAAUAACAAUAGGCAGGGAAUAGAAAGCCAUUUUAGGGAACCAAGUGUACACUAUGGUGCCACAAACGUUUACAUGGGAUGUUCUCAUAUUGCAAUAUGCUAAUGACCCCAUGACUUCAAGAACACGAGAAAAAAGUUAAAUCCCAUGGCCUGAAAAAUCACAAAUGUUAAACCUUUCUGGAAGGUUCUGGAGUGCAGUGUGUAUAGUAUAUUUCUUUUUUCCUCAGAUAGAAAUAAAAUGCUGAUUUUACUUCUUGACAAGUUUUAAGAACCCUCUACCCACAGUUAAUAUGUAUGACAGAGAUUCUGAAGACAAAGAGAGAUACUUGCAGCCCAUGUAUUUUGAACAUCCCCCUAUGUGUGUGUGACUAUAUGACUAUACAUUUUUAAAACUAUAGCUCAAAGUGCACAUGUAAACAAUCAUUAAAUGAUUAACUAUAUGGUGCAAUACAUUUGUAAAUUACUGCCUAUAUGGUACAAUACGUUUGUAUGUUCUUUUAAAAAUCUCUUUCCUUGACUAUGUUGUGUGAUCUUAUUAAAAGUCAGGAACAUGAAUUAUUAUUGUGUAAUGUAAAAAGAAUAUCUGCAUGGGAAUUAUUUCAUAGUGUUUUAUAUAUAUACAUGCAUACAUACAUAUAUACAUAGAUAUAGAUAUAGA
Messenger RNA from Scleropages formosus (Asian bonytongue), 3501 nucleotides. Its product is annotated as EGF-like repeat and discoidin I-like domain-containing protein 3. Gene Ontology annotation, cellular component: plasma membrane. Gene Ontology annotation, molecular function: calcium ion binding; signaling receptor activity. The record is from RefSeq and is a predicted model, not a curated record. Bases 362 to 1798 code for a protein of 478 amino acids. The transcript has 11 exons. NCBI's taxonomy places the organism in Eukaryota, Metazoa, Chordata, Actinopteri, Osteoglossiformes, Osteoglossidae.